GAGCGGAGGGCUCGCUCGCCGGGGCCGCCCCGGCGUCUCUUCAUCGCGGGCGCUGGAGCCGCCAUCUUAGAUGGCGGGAGUGAGAGGAGAGCGAGCUUGAGGCGGGAAGGCUUCCCCGCGGCUCUCCUUGGGCCCCCCGAAAGGGCCAGCUGGCCGGGCUUUGGGGCGUGUGCCCUGAGGCGCGGAGCCCGAGUGCGACGAUGCGGGGGCUUCCCGGGGCCCCGUCCCCUGGCUUGGGGACGCGCCGAAUGUGACCGCCUCCCGUUCCUUCGCCCGCCGCAGGGAGGAGGAGCGGACGCGAAGCCGCCGCCGGACGACUAGACGGACGCAGGGGCGGCCGGGCUCCCUCAGGUUUGAGCAUUAUUUCAGCUGCAUCAAUGGAGCACAUACAGGGGGCUUGGAAGACGAUCAGCAAUGGUUUUGGAUUCAAAGAUGCAGUGUUCGAUGGCUCCAGCUGCAUCUCCCCUACGAUAGUUCAGCAGUUUGGCUAUCAGCGUCGGGCGUCAGAUGAUGGCAAACUCACAGAUUCUUCUAAGACAAGCAACACUAUCCGUGUGUUCUUGCCAAAUAAGCAACGAACAGUGGUCAACGUGCGAAAUGGCAUGAGCUUGCAUGACUGCCUAAUGAAAGCGCUCAAGGUGAGGGGCCUGCAGCCGGAGUGCUGUGCUGUGUUCAGACUGCUCCAUGAACAUAAAGGUAAAAAAGCGCGUUUAGAUUGGAACACGGAUGCCGCCUCCUUGAUUGGAGAAGAACUUCAAGUAGAUUUCCUGGAUCACGUUCCCCUCACCACACACAACUUUGCCCGAAAGACGUUCCUGAAGCUUGCCUUCUGUGACAUUUGUCAAAAGUUCCUCCUCAAUGGAUUUCGAUGUCAGACUUGUGGCUACAAAUUUCAUGAGCACUGUAGCACCAAAGUACCUACUAUGUGUGUCGACUGGAGUAAUAUCAGACAACUCUUAUUGUUUCCAAACUCCACCAUUGGUGAUAGUGGGGCCCCAGCACUACCUUCUUUGACGAUGCGUCGGAUGCGAGAAUCUGUUUCCCGGAUGCCUGUUAGUUCCCAGCACAGAUACUCCACACCCCAUGCCUUCACGUUCAACACCUCCAGUCCCUCCUCAGAAGGUUCCCUGUCCCAGAGGCAGAGGUCGACGUCCACACCUAAUGUCCACAUGGUCAGCACCACCCUGCCUGUGGACAGCAGGAUGAUUGAGGAUGCAAUUCGAAGUCACAGUGAAUCAGGCUCACCUUCAGCCCUGUCCAGCAGCCCCAACAAUUUGAGCCCAACGGGCUGGUCACAGCCCAAAACCCCUGUGCCAGCACAGAGAGAACGGGCACCAGGAUCUGGAACGCAGGAGAAAAACAAAAUUAGGCCCCGUGGGCAGAGAGAUUCCAGCUACUACUGGGAAAUAGAAGCCAGCGAAGUGAUGCUCUCCACUCGGAUUGGAUCUGGCUCCUUUGGAACUGUUUAUAAAGGCAAAUGGCACGGAGACGUUGCAGUGAAGAUCCUUAAGGUCGUCGACCCAACCCCGGAGCAGCUGCAGGCCUUCAGGAACGAGGUGGCUGUCCUGCGCAAAACACGGCAUGUGAACAUCCUGCUCUUCAUGGGGUACAUGACAAAGGACAACCUGGCAAUUGUGACCCAGUGGUGUGAGGGCAGCAGCCUCUAUAAACACCUGCACGUCCAGGAGACCAAGUUCCAGAUGUUCCAGUUAAUUGACAUCGCCCGUCAGACAGCGCAAGGCAUGGACUACUUGCAUGCAAAGAAUAUCAUUCACAGAGACAUGAAAUCCAACAAUAUAUUCCUCCAUGAAGGCCUAACGGUGAAAAUUGGAGAUUUUGGUUUGGCAACAGUAAAAUCACGGUGGAGUGGCUCCCAGCAGGUUGAACAACCUACCGGCUCCGUCCUGUGGAUGGCUCCAGAGGUGAUCCGAAUGCAGGAUAACAACCCCUUCAGCUUCCAGUCUGACGUCUACUCGUAUGGCAUCGUGUUGUACGAGCUGAUGACGGGGGAGCUUCCCUACUCCCACAUCAACAACCGGGAUCAGAUCAUCUUCAUGGUGGGCCGGGGGUAUGCCUCCCCGGAUCUGAGCAAGCUGUACAAGAACUGCCCGAAAGCGAUGAAGAGGCUGGUGGCUGACUGCGUGAAGAAAGUUAAGGAAGAGAGGCCUCUUUUCCCCCAGAUCCUGUCCUCCAUCGAGCUGCUCCAGCACUCUCUGCCGAAGAUCAACCGCAGCGCCUCUGAGCCAUCCCUUCACCGGGCAGCCCACACUGAGGACAUCAAUGCCUGCACGCUGACCACGUCCCCGAGACUGCCCGUCUUCUAGGGACUGCACCUGCGCUCAGGCCGCCGGGGCAGGUAGGGGCGUCCGCAGGCACCACUGCUCUGCUCCCUUUCUCGGGGCAGAGCGCAUGUCUUCAGAGAAGCUGCUGCUAAGGACCUUCCGGACUACUCACUGGGCCUUAACGUCACGUUGCCUUCUUUUCUACCCUUUCUGGCCCUGGGAGAAGGAAGCCAUUCACCACUCUGGCCUGUCCCGCUCUCCCCCUCGUUCUCGGGAGCGCGCAGAGCCCAGCCUUCUCCGGCUGCCUAAGUAGAUACAGAUGGCAAUACAGGAGGCGGCCGCGCUGUCAGCUCAGUGAGUCGCCUUGAGAGGAAGCUUACGCCAAGGGGAAGUCCAGGCAGCCGGCCAGCCCUCUGGUGGGAGGAUGCAUGGAGGUGCCGUCAGCUCCUGAGAGGAAGCGGCUCGCAGCAGGGACGCCGUCAGAGCUGGUGUAGCCCAGUUUUGCACAUACUGCACCAGACAGCCCAGGACUGCCCGGAGGAGCCUGCUUCGGUACUACGGAAGGUGACUGGGGACAGCCUGUGCGGGCCCAGCGCGCUGGGACGGCUUUCCGAGCGAGGCCCUCGGCCUGCCCUCCCCAUCUCCACCCUCUCAGGGAGCAGUCUUCCGUCAUGCUGAAUUUCGUCUUCCAGGAGCUGCCCCUAUGGGGCGGGCUGCACAGCCAGCCUUGUCUCGACUCAUAUCAAUGUGUAUGCAAGGAAGCCAGUAAUAAGAGGUUUUCUUGAUGAUUUGGGUUUUAAUUUUGUUUUUAUUGCGCCUGACAAAAUACAGUUAUCUGAUGGUUCCUCAAUUAUGUUAUUUUAAU
Molecule: messenger RNA, 3147 nt
Organism: Lepus europaeus (European hare)
Lineage: Eukaryota; Metazoa; Chordata; Mammalia; Lagomorpha; Leporidae
Gene: RAF1
Product: Raf-1 proto-oncogene, serine/threonine kinase
Exons: 17
Coding region: 378-2324 (648 amino acids)
Biological process (GO): protein phosphorylation; signal transduction
Cellular component (GO): cytosol; mitochondrion; plasma membrane
Molecular function (GO): ATP binding; protein kinase activity
Source: RefSeq, a predicted model, not a curated record